This is a messenger RNA of Ambispora leptoticha, 1050 nucleotides long. The record is from the annotation of a GenBank genome assembly. Lineage: Eukaryota; Fungi; Glomeromycota; Glomeromycetes; Archaeosporales; Ambisporaceae.
AUGUCUAACGCUACGCAUUGUUAUGCUAAAGCGAAUAUCCUCAAAGAAAUAUUCAGUGAACUAUCACAACGAGAUUUGAAUAAAUGUGUUUUUGUUAAUAGACAAUGGUCAAAAGUAGCAGUUCCUUUAAUAUGGCGUCGUCCUUUUAGUGGCCCAGACGAGAAAUGUCAAAAGAUAAUACACACGCUCUUUACAUUGAUACCGGAAGGCGGUGCAACCUCAAGAAUUUUUAAUCGAGGUUUACUAUUAAGUCUGGGAAUAAAGUUACCCGUUAAUAAUCCAAACCCAUGUUUCCCGUAUCCUUCAUUUAUCCAAGAUUUGGCGUAUGGAGAAUUAAUUUCUUCCAUAAAGAAAUCAGGUGUAUUGGAAGUAGAAAAUAAAAAACAAGAUUCACUUGCAUUAUGGUUUGCGUUGACGGUCGUACUUGAAGUAUUCAAGGAUUAUGGCGUGUCACUUCAUUCAAUUAAUUUUAAGAUGCAAAAAAAUGAUCUGGAUUGGAGACUAUGUCAUUUGAUUGUAAAUCAACAGUUUUCGUCUUUGAUUUCUAACUUGAAAUCAGUAACAUUAGUCGAUUAUUUCCCAAAGGAACCUUUGUAUUUGCAACUUGCUAAAACAUGCAAAAAUUUAGAAAAAAUUUACGUAUGGACUCUCGGCGAACCCAGAAACAAGGUGCAAAAGGCACGGAAAAAUCUCGCAUACUUAAUCAGCUCUCAACGUCAUUUAAAACAUCUGGAAAUUUCAUAUGUUCACGGUCACUCAGCUCCAUUAAUGCAAUCUCUCGCGUCGCAAGCAAAGACAUUACGACAUUUUCGGAUGUAUAAUGUGAAUUUCGAUAAAUGCUGUCCGUGGGAUGCGUUGGCUGAAUGCAAACAACUGGAAACAUUGGAAAUUCUUGCAUAUCACAAAGUGAAUGAGAAUAUGGUGCGUCCGUUAACUAAUGCCAUAAAUCAAAUGAAUAAUUUGAAAAUUAUUGAUUUUAUUCCGUACAGUAAAGAAGAAGAGUGUGCGUCGUUGCAAAAAUUGCAGAACAUCCUGAACGAAGUAUUGUGA